This is a messenger RNA of Amoebophrya sp. A120, 3034 nucleotides long. The record is from the annotation of a GenBank genome assembly. Lineage: Eukaryota; Dinophyceae; Syndiniales; Amoebophryaceae.
UUUCAGUUCAGGUUUUUGGUUUUCAUUUUCAAACAUGACUAUGACGAGCACGACCACGCGCAGCAUACUUUUACCGACAUCUAUAUGGAAUCGAUUUUGGAUAUUGUCACAAUUACCACGACUCGUAAACGCAAGAAAGAGGUAGUAUCAGACCAACACUACGUCCAAAUAGAAUGCCCCGCGCGAAUGCCUUGCGCUGGCGAGCACGCGGCAGUUCCGAUGGGAUCACUGCAGCUGCUGAGCCUGCAUGCGUUUCCAGUUACGCACCCGCUGCGCGGGCGGUUUCAGUGUCAGCAAGUCAACAUCCGGACAAUAUGCCCACUCCGGAGAUGAACCGACUACGUGACCACGAUGCGAGUGCGAACCCGGAUUUGCAGGCUUCGCAUUUCCAACUCUACAGACGAGAGGAGCAUGACGCUUUUCCUGUUGAGAGUGCCGGGGUAGAGACAGGAGCCGGAAGUACUGCAACUCCUGCAAGCAGUAUCCUUGUGUCAGGACCUCGACCUCCUACUGCACGACCUUUGACGACUCCCGAUUCGACGGCACAAAAUAUAAAUAAGAAUCAGAGCGGAAUAUUAAAAGCUGCGAACGAAACAAGCCGUCCUGCAUUUUUGGAAGUAGUCGACAUUGCGUUGAACCUUGCGGACGUCAAGUGGGACGGGAUUUACCAGGACGGAAAACAGUUCCACGCCCCGGACCACGCCUACAUGCUGAAGCGGACCUUUGAACUCGGAAAAUGGUACAAGGACCACGAAGAUGCGGCGCAGGUAGACAUGCAGCUCGUCCCUUGUCGCAUGGCAAAGUGCAUGGUGUCCGGGGGCGGCCUGGAGUGGAUCCGGAAGGCCUUCUUUUUGAUGGAAAAAUUCGACCCGGGGCGGAAAUUCUUAUUCACCUGCAUCGGCGUGCACCCCACUAUGGUCAAGGAGUUUUUGUUUUUGCCCGAACGCUUCAACCCUGCAACCGCCAAAGUUGAGGUUCUCCCGCAAUACCGGAGCUGGAAGCCCCCGGUAUUGCGGGAGAACCUCCCAGCAGGAUCAGAGGAUCAUCCCGUCACAGAAGAAAGCGUUGUUGACAGCAGGACGUGGCGUGGUAACGACGACGGUGAGAACGUCGUAAUGGAGGACAUGGAGGUUGAAGACAACGCUGUCGACCAAAAGAAUGCCGUCUCAACAUUCGGUGGAGGCACUGCACACAAAGGCGCGACGUGGGGGAAAAAAGGCCCGGAACAAACGUCGGCAAAUUAUACGAAGUCCGCUGGUGGCGACUCACCGGGGGGCCGGUCAAAGGGGACUAGUGGCACAGCAACCUCAAAAACUACAAAAAUGUUGAAAAAUAGCCAGAGGCCCGUGGAGGUGACGGCUUACGGUCUGGCCGACUCGCGGCUGCACGAGUACUUCGCGGACCCGUCGUAUCAGAGCCAGCACUUGCACGCGCUGCGUCAGUUCUUUGCCGACGAGCAAUGCCGGAAGCGCAUUGUCGCCGUCGGCGAGAUCGGGUUGGACUACGAACGAACGCAGUUCUGCCCGCUGGAAAUCCAGCGGAGGUUUCUGGAGUUACAGCUGCCCCUGGCGGCCGAGUACGAUCUGCCGCUCUACAUCCACGUGCGUGGCGCCGGCUGCAUGGAAGAGUUUCUAGAGAUGCUGGACCGGGUUGUAUUGCGAAAGUUCUUCCCCGGCUUUCGAAAAAACCUCGCUUGCGAAGAGCUAGACGCGACGCUGGUUGGCUGGGGUUCUCCUCCUCGGGCCCAAAACAGAUCAGAAGUUCUGCAUGGGGAGGCGCUUCUUGGAAAAGACGAGGAUGCAGCUCCGAGUAAGUUUACGCCACGAGCACAAGGCCGCGUUUUCCGGUCUGGCGUUGUUCACAGCUUUACGGGCACCGUCGCCGACUUGGAGCUUCUUCUAUCGUACAACUUGUUUGUUUCCGUUAUGGAGUUGUUCUCAUCAAGCGUAACAUGGCCCGCUGUUGCAGGAAGACUUCGCCUUGGUUUGUCAUGCUAGCGACAUUGGGAUUGGUCCUGCAGAUGCAGAAUUUCAAUGUUUUUGAAAGACGCCGUAUUGUGUGACAAAUUACGGAACAAUCAAUCUGAAUCAUGUAACAGCAAGCAAUGUAACGCCUGAGCACGGCAUAUCCGUCAACGGUUGCUCCCUGCGAUCCAAGGCUGGUUGUUUGAUGAUCAAGAGCAUUCCGCUCGAUCGCCUUUUGUUGGAAACUGACGCGCCCUACUGCGCAAUCGAGGAGUCAAGCCCUGUCUGGAAAGACCUCAAGACAGCGAAUUGCUCCGCACUGUCGAUGAAUUGUGAAGUUGGCGUAGGAAAAGAUUGCACAAGUGGAACAAAGAGCCUCCACGACGGAGCGGUUCGCGCCGGACUCGCCUGGGGGCGAGUUGCCUCUGUGUCGAAAGUUGGGAGCACUGGGAGAAAUGACAGCAGGCAAGCCUCUUGUAAUAUGGACGAGAACAACUCAGCAGAUGUGGAUGUCUCUAUGCCCUAUUCGACUCCCGUUUUUCCUGAAGCUCUUGCCCAACAAACCGCGGCUCUGCCGGCUCUUCAGGCUCCCGGUGGAAGGAAUUAUAGCACGCAGCAUGUAGAAUUAGAAGCAAUGGCCAGUGCAAAUGGCAGUUGUGCCACGACUAACCUGAAUGGACAGGGAGCUUUCAACAUCCGGGGGAACAAGGGGCGGGGGAAAAAAGGAAAGAAGGGAAAGAGACGGCAGUUGACGCCCGUGGAACAGAUCCAAAGACGGAACGAGCCAAUCAACGUGCUUCAGGUUGCGGAGGCCGUGGCGCUUCUGCGAGGUGAACCGAUCGCUAAAGUGCUGCGUGCGGCGCGCGAAAACACACGAAGACUUCUGGGCAUAUAACAUAAACAUACAUUCUCGUGGCACUUUUUCGGCAGAACGUCAUGGGAAAAGCUGGACGAAUGGAUCCAACCGGACACCAUGUUGCGCAACAUCACUGAAGUAUCUGUGCAUCAAUAUCGAUGAAUUUGUGGUUCUGGUUCUGAUUGUUCUUGUUGAGCAGAGGUAGGGCCAAAGC